Messenger RNA from Rosa rugosa (rugosa rose), 2796 nucleotides. RefSeq names its product splicing factor-like protein 1. Gene Ontology annotation, molecular function: mRNA binding; zinc ion binding. Gene Ontology annotation, cellular component: nucleus. Gene Ontology annotation, biological process: regulation of mRNA splicing, via spliceosome. NCBI's taxonomy places the organism in Eukaryota, Viridiplantae, Streptophyta, Magnoliopsida, Rosales, Rosaceae. The transcript is spliced from 2 exons. The coding region runs from base 80 to 2374 and encodes 764 amino acids. The record is from RefSeq and is a predicted model, not a curated record.
UCUCGUUUACCGAACUCCUCGAUAGUUUAGUUUUCGUCUUCAACCACAUCUCUCUCUUCUUCUCCGAUCUCAAAAAUCCAUGGAGGCCAUCCAACCAAACCCUAUCGAAACCCUAGAUCACCAACCUCCCUCCGAACCCCCCGCCUCCUACAACCACCACCCUCCUUCGGAAUCUCUAGUCUCCGAUUACAAGGACCCGUCUCCUCCCCCAUCUCAAACCCUAGCCUCCCAGGCCGCCGCCGCUGUCGAGAACGGAAAUUCCACCGACGCCGGCAAGGCGGUUGCUCUGCUGAUAUCGGAGAACGGACUGACCAACACGCAGAGCGGGACGACCGACCGGGAAGUCUCCGGCGGAGAGGAGGAGACCACGAGCAGGCGGCGCCGUCGCAGCCGGUGGGACCCGCAGCCUGAGUCGGAGAACCAGGGGGACGAGUCCGGUAGCGGGAAGAGGAAGAGGAAGUCGCGGUGGGCCGCCGAGGAGCCCAAGCCGGUGGUUCAGCUGCCGGAUUUCAUGGGAGGUAUAGAAUUCGAUCCUGAAAUUCAAGCUUUGAAUAGUAGGCUUCUUGAGAUUAGUCGGAUGCUCUCUUCGGGUUUGCCUUUGGAUGACAGACCCGAAGGAGCUAGGUCUCCGUCGCCGGAGCCGGUGUAUGAUAACAUGGGGAUUAGGAUUAAUACUAGAGAGUUUCGAGCGCGUGAGAGGUUGAAUAGAGAGAGGCAGGAGAUUAUUGCUCAGAUUCUUAAGAGGAACCCUAACUAUAAGCCUCCAGCGGAUUACAGGCCGCCUAAGCUUCACAAGAAGCUUUACAUUCCCAUGAAGGAGUACCCUGGUUACAAUUUUAUUGGGCUUAUUAUCGGCCCGCGGGGUAAUACUCAAAAGAGGAUGGAGAAAGAAACUGGUGCUAAAAUUGUGAUUAGGGGGAAAGGGUCUGUGAAGGAGGGUAGGUUGCAGCAGAAGAGGGAUUUGAAACCUGAUCCUUCGGAGAAUGAGGACUUGCACGUUCUGGUUGAGGCUGAUACGCAGGAUGCUCUUGAUGCUGCAGCUGGGAUGGUGGAGAAGCUCUUGCAGCCUGUGGAUGAGGUGUUGAAUGAGCAUAAGAGGCAACAGCUUAGGGAACUCGCGGCGUUGAAUGGGACUAUUAGGGAUGAGGAGUAUUGUAGGUUAUGUGGUGAGCCUGGGCAUCGUCAGUAUGCAUGUCCUUCACGAACCUCAACCUUUAAGAGUGAUGUGCUCUGUAAGAUAUGUGGUGAUGGUGGGCAUCCUACUAUCGAUUGUCCAAUGAAGGGUACAUCUGGGAAGAAAAUGGAUGAUGAGUAUCAGAAUUUUUUGGCUGAGUUAGGUGGGACAGUUCCCGAGUCAGCAACUAAGCAGACUGCUACUCUGGCUCUUGGCCCAGGGACUUCAGUAAGCAAUCCUCCGUGGUCUAACAGUGGUGGGAGUGCUAGCGGUGCAUCACAUCCAGGGUUGGGUUUUUCUGGAAUUAAGCCUACUACAAAGGAACAUGACGACACAAAUUUGUACAUUGGAUACUUGCCACCUACACUUGAGGAUGAUGGUUUGAUCGGUAUGUUUUCACAGUUCGGUGACAUUGUGAUGGCCAAAGUUAUCAAGGACCGGGUUACUGGAUUGAGUAAAGGUUAUGGAUUUGUGAAGUACGCAGAUGUUCAGAUGGCUAAUAAUGCUAUUGCAAGCAUGAAUGGCUAUCGGCUUGAGGGGCGAUCAAUUGCUGUCAGAGUUGCUGGCAAGCCUCCCCAGCCUGUUGUGCCUCCCGGACCGCCAGCUUCGGCAAUGCCGUCAUACCCUGUUUCCAGUCAGCCUGUUGGUGCCUAUCCCUCUCAGCAGUUUGCCCCAGGUGGUCCUCUUGGGAAUGCACCACCUACUAGCUAUGCGGGUACCCCGGUUCCAUGGGGACCUCCCGUUCCUCCUCCUUAUGCUCCUUAUGUCCCUCCCCCUCCUCCUAGUUCAGCAAUGUUUUAUCCUCCCAUGAGUCAACCUAUGGCUGGUUAUGGUCCACGGUACCCUGCUCCCCCUGGUGCACCACCUCAGCUGCCCUCCAGUGAAGCACAGCAGAGUUACCCUCCUCCAGGAGUUCAAUCUGAAAACCCUACCCAAUCUUUACCAACUAAUAUGUAUGGGAGCUCUUUACCGGCAAUGCCACCAAAUGGCCAACACACUUAUCCUCCAUCUUCAUAUGGUUACUCAUCUUACUACAAUGCUGUUCCACCUCCCCCUCCCUCAACUACAGACCAAUCUCAGAACAUUGGUAAUGUGCCAUGGGCCGCAAGUACUCCGGCUCCCCCUCCUGCUUCUUCUGCAGAGAAAGCAACGUAUGGUGCAGAUGCAGAGUAUGAGAAGUUCAUGGCAGAGACAAAAUGAUAUGGUCCUUUGCUAUUUCUCCACGUUGACAGGACUAACGUUUCUUGGAGCUCUUGUCAACGUGAUUUCUUACCUCUUGCCAUGACUUUGUUGGAAGUUUGGGACUCACAUCUUUAACCUUGCUGUAAUGUUAUGACCUUUGCAGAGACUUGGCUGGAAGUUCAGUGAUUGCUCUCAUGUUGGAGAAGCCAUCAAACCAUAUGAUUCAUGUUAUUUUCGCUGCUUAUGUUGGACUUAUUUUUUGUUAUUUCUGUGAUUGCUCCUAUUAUGUCUUGUUACUAAUGUCUUUUUUAAGUUUUGCUCUGAAUAUUUGGUACUGAUGUUUUAUGAUGUCAUGUUGACCAAGUGGUUUACAUCAUGAUCCGUAAACUCAGUGAUUGCCUUUUCUGAAAAUAAGAACCAUGAGAAGUUUUUUGAAGUCA